Molecule: messenger RNA, 3598 nt
Organism: Trichechus manatus latirostris (Florida manatee)
Lineage: Eukaryota; Metazoa; Chordata; Mammalia; Sirenia; Trichechidae
Gene: ANKMY2
Product: ankyrin repeat and MYND domain containing 2
Exons: 10
Coding region: 188-1528 (446 amino acids)
Molecular function (GO): protein binding
Source: RefSeq, a predicted model, not a curated record
CGGCUCGCCGAGCUCGCCUACUGUAGGCAGCCUGCUGGACCGAGGCGGUAAUUCCAGCUCUUCGUGGUCGGCUACCGUGUGUCCUGGUAUCAAGUUGCCCCUUUGCGGCUGUCAUUCCUAACACAGACACGGCGUUUCUUUUUAAUAUUCCCAAAGAAACAGAAUAACUUUCAAGCUGGCGGAAGCAAUGGUUCACAUAAUGAAAGGCGAGCUGACCCAGGAGGAAAAGGAGCUGCUGGAAGUCAUCAGGAAAGGUACUGUCCAAGAAGCUGGAACACUAUUAGCCAACAAGAAUGUUCGUGUCAACUGUUUAGAUGAGAAUGGAAUGACUCCUCUAAUGCAUGCUGCAUAUAAAGGAAAGCUUGAUAUGUGUAAAUUACUUUUGCGACAUGGAGCUGACGUAAAUUGUCAUCAACACGAACAUGGAUAUACAGCCCUCAUGUUUGCUGCACUUUCUGGUUAUAAAGACAUCGUGUGGGUAAUGCUGGAGGCUGGUGCUGAGACAGACGUUGUCAAUUCUGUGGGAAGAACAGCAGCUCAGAUGGCAGCUUUUGUGGGUCAACAUGAUUGUGUGACUGUAAUCAACAAUUUCUUUCCUCGAGAGAGACUGGAUUAUUACACUAAACCCCAGGGACUGGAUAAAGAGUCAAAACUGCCCCCAAAGUUGGCAGGCCCACUGCACAAAAUUAUCACCACCACAAAUCUUCAUCCUGUCAAGAUUGUGAUGCUUGUAAAUGAGAAUCCUCUGCUGGCAGAAGCAGCAGCUCUGAGUAAAUGCUACAAGGUGAUGGAUUUGAUUUGUGAGAAAUGUAUGAAGCAAAGAGACAUGAAUGAAGUAUUGGCUAUGAAAACGCACUACAUUAGCUGUAUCUUUCAGAAAUGCAUUAACUUCUUAAAAGACGGAGAGAAUAAACUAGAUACUCUGAUCAAAAGCUUGUUAAAAGGCCGAGCUACUGAUGGAUUUCCAACAUAUCAAGAAAAGAUCGUUAGAGAAAGUAUCAGAAAAUUUCCUUACUGUGAAGCUACACUCCUCCAGCAGCUGGUGCGAAGCAUUGCUCCUGUUGAAAUUGGUUCUGAUCCCACUGCAUUCUCUGUACUUAACCAAGCCAUCACUGGUCAAGUGGGUUUUAUAGAUGUUGAAUUUUGCACAACCUGUGGAGAAAAAGGAGCAAGUAAACGAUGUUCAGUAUGCAAAAUGGUAAUAUACUGUGAUCAAACCUGCCAGAAAAUACACUGGUUUACACAUAAAAAAAUCUGUAAGAAUCUGAAGGACAUUUAUGAGAAGCAACAAUUGAAAGCUGCCAAAGAAAAGAGAAAAGAGGAGAAUGAUGGCAAACUCGAUGUCAAUUCUAAUUGCAUUAAUGAAGAGCAGCCAGAAGCUGAAACGGAUCCCUCCCAAGAGGAUGCUGAUCAAGAGGAUUCCAGUCCUAAAGAUCCUGUGGAAGGGGACGAAGAGUCUCACAAGAGUGAUGCUGGGUUGGAAGGUGUACAAGAUGGUCCUGCAGGUCCACAGGCGUCUGAGGAGUAAAAGACAGCAAGUGACAGCCCGAUGCUCCUCACCCCAGCAGGUGGCUGGAAAACUCACAUGACCAUGUCCUCAUUGCCUCAUGACACCUGCAUGCCACUAUGGCAGGGUCCCACAUUUCCUAGAAUAGAUGCUUCCAAGCAAAGCUCUGUCUACUUCACACUAAUUUCCUAUCGAUUUCUGGUCUGUAAUUGGACAAAUAUUCCUAUGGAAAAAGAAAGUUUUCAAAAUAUAGGAUAAACAUUUCCACUCCCUUUUUGAGGCCUGCUUUUCAGCAGUUGUUCUCAAUGGAAAAUAAACUCCCUUAAAGAAGAAACAUAGGCUCCAGGGAGCCAAGGAGCAAGUAGAACAGGUGUGAGAGAGAGGUGAUUUUCAGGAAAGAAAAAUCUUAUAGCCACAGAGAAGGGUAGUGAAAAGAAUUGUUACUUAUAUGUGAAUAAAAUGCAUACAAAUAGCAUUUGCAGUAGUGAACUUCUACUUAUUAAGGUGCAAUAUACUAAAGAAAAACUUUAUGUUAAAAGAUCUUUGCCGUAGUUCGGCCGAUGGUAGUAUUUUUAUAGAAAUUAUCCUGCACAGUCUAAACUUUAGGUAGUUCCUGCAGUGACUUUUUAUCCAUAGCAUUUGUAACUUCAGAAAUGUCAAAUCCUUCAGAAGGAACUAAGGCAUAGCUAGAUUAUCUUAGCACGUGGAUUAAAAGAGAUGGUUCGUCGUAUUUUUAAUUAAAUAAUUGCUAAAAAGAUGAUUUGUCGCAUUUUUGAUUAAAUAAUUGAUGAACAUACAAUCAUUGUCAGACUAAUCUAUGUGCCAUACUCCCACCUGGAAGGCUGACUGUUAUCUUCCUGUAAGCUUUUCAUGUCCAGAAACUGUGAUUUACAACUAUCGUUUAUGGAAAGUCCUGGCAUUAGUUUUUAAUGUAUGUAGUAUUUAAACAGAGCACGAGUGUGUGUUAUCUGAAGAUAGUGCUGUGUCUCGAGGUUUCUUGUAUUGAUUGUAAAAUAAAUUGUGCCUACUAUUAUAAAUAACUCACAUUUUGUUUCAUGGUUUAUUGCUGUCUAUGGGAGGGGGCAAAUAUUAGAGAACCUAACAAAUAUUAGGCAAUUUAGCAAAUUCCCUAGUCAUUUUAAUAUAUGUAAUUAUAGAUCAAAAUCUAGAAUUCUCACCUCACUUUACUGAUCAAAUUAUUUGAUAUUGCUAGUUAUCUUCCUUGCACUCAGUUACUUUUCUUCCAGAUUUUCCUUGCCCUAACACAUACACCUUCUAACACACCCUAUACCAACCACACUGUUCCAGGAAGACUUUAUGUGAGUAGAGUAGAUGGUAAGGAUUAACUGGGUAGGAAUUUAGCAGGCAAAUUUUGUCUGAACUUGUCAAUCAUGACAUGCCUUUCUUGGAAAAUAGUAUCAUUUAUUAAGGUAACUCAUCUCUACAUGGAUAAACAUUCGUCUUUAAGUAGUAAAACAGUCCUAGGCAUCCCUCUUCCACAAACAUGCUUUUUACCAGAAUUUCCUCUUUUUUUAUUUUGUUUGUUGUUAUCAUUCUCCUUUUUCUCACCCUACUCUCUGUCUUAUACUGUGCUGGGCCCUGGCAAAAGGGUAUGGUCCUUAUUUUGAAUACCAUAGAUGAUUGUGAAAAAGCAGAAGGAAAUAAGAAAAAUGAAGAGGUGUGGCAAUGUAAAGGUGAUUUUUUUCCAUCAUUGAGAUGAAUUGCUAAUAUGGAUAGGAACCCUUAACACAGUGAUGUUGUGUGCCGUUGAGUUGAUUCCAACUCAUAGGGACCCAAAGUGACAGAGUAGAACUGCCUCAUAGGGUUUCCUAGGCUGUAAUCUUUAUGGGAGCAGAUUGCCAGGUCUUUUCUCCCAUGGAGCUGCUGGGUGGGUUCAAACUGCCAACUUUUCAGUUUGCAGCCCAGCGCUUAACCACUGUGCCACCAGGGUUCGUAACACUGAUAACUGGCAUAAAUAGAAACUUUAAAAUUGGACAAACAGGACUUGAGGCAUAAGCCAGGUCAAUAUCAAAAUUGUCCUCAGAUGUGUGUCAUGGAAGAGGCUGUAAGGAAAUGAAGUUUAAGAGAAAA